This is a messenger RNA of Stegodyphus dumicola, 3196 nucleotides long. RefSeq lists its product as uncharacterized. The record is from RefSeq and is a predicted model, not a curated record. NCBI's taxonomy places the organism in Eukaryota, Metazoa, Arthropoda, Arachnida, Araneae, Eresidae. Gene Ontology annotation, molecular function: protein binding.
UGAAUAAUUUUUUUUUUUAAAUUUCAGGCAUCUGGAAACCCGGACAUCGAUUAUAGUAGUUUUCCUGCAACGUCUCAGUCAUGUUCUAUGCAUUCAGCUCAGCGAGAUGAUAUUCCUGCUCUGCAAAAUGCAGCACUUGCGUCCUAUGAUCAUGGUCUAACAGAUAAUGGAUCAGUUGAUCAUAAACCAGCCUUGCCACCAAAACCCUUUCAAGGACCUCCUACAUACAGAGAGCCUUCUAGUCCUCCUGUUCAUGAUGAACCCAGUCAGCAUCCUGAUAUAUGCAUCAAUUCUGCACCACCUCAUCCACGAUCAGCUGAUCCUCAUCCUUAUCCUCCUCAAACAACCCAUUCCAGAGAGCGACCAGAUCACCUUGGUACGAGAACACAAGCAUGGGUUCAAGAACACAAAACAUCAGGGAAACUUGUUGGUGAAAAGUUGUCUUCUCUGCAAAGGAAAUUGCGUUCAUUGCUGACUCAGUCAUCAUCUAAUAAAGACUCUGUUGAAGUAGAAAAGAGUGUAGCUCCGUUUGCUGAAAAGUCUGGAAGUGACCACAGUGAAAACUGGAAUAUUCCUUCCACUAAUGAAAGACCUAAAAGUUUUGGCCCUAUGUCAUAUAACAGGAGUUCUUCAUCCACAAAUGAGCCACAUAUGACAUAUAUAUCUUCAUCCUCAUUUAGCAGCAGUAGUGCUACUUUAAGUGUUUCACAUCCUUCAAAUCACAUUCACCACUCUCAAGCAUUUCAGGCAGAAAGGCAUCCUUUUGGUGCUCAUGCCAGUCUAUCAGAGCACGAGGAUGGCACUGAUCCUGAUCAACUUCGUGACACAUGUACUAAAUUUUUCUCUAGAGAACAAAAAAUUAGUUGGACGAACUACUUAAAUCCAAGGAAUAGUUAUUCGAAUAAUAUAAAGUCUUCAUAUGAUUAUGAUAAGUUAGUGCCAAAAGAAGCUAUUGGGCGACCAUCUCAAGAUAAAAAGGCAGAAUUUUCAUCCAACUGUGAUUCUGUAUAUGGAGGUGUAACACCAUUUCCAAGCUUUGGUAAAGCUCUUGAUCAAAUUGUGCAGCAAACUGAACCUCAGACUUCCUCACCUCUGGAUACCUCAUAUUACGGUCGAAGGGUACAGAAUUAUAAUGAGGAGAACCACCUCCCAGAUAUUCCAUCAGAUGAAACACAAGUGCCAAAUGAAGAAAAUGAUGCUGUGUCAAAUGAACCAUUGCAAUCUGGUGCCACAGACUGUGGAGAUGCAAAUGAUUUAUAUAAAUCAUCAUCUGAAUCUGGUCGUGGCACCAUGCAUAGUAGCAUGCAUGGUUGUAAAAGUGUAGUAUCUCCUCAUAGUAGUGGCAUCAGUGCAGGCAGUAAUCUCGAUACUAGCCUUGAUUCUGAUCACAGUGCUAAUGGUACUAUUUGGAGCCAACAAAACCAUGACUCUCAAGAAAAGAGGUUCUCUGAGGAAUUGCAAGUGAAUCAAGCCAGACAUAUAUAUGAGACACCAAGUACAUCUUUGAACUGUAGAAAACCUACUGAUCAACAAGAACCUCAGGAUGAUGUUACAAGUGAAAGCCUUUCUGUUACUCCACCUCUGCCACCUCUUUCUCCUGCUCCAUCUCCUCCCAUUAGUGCUGAAAAUUCACCAAAACUCUCUUCAAGAACACCACAAUAUAGGCUGUCGUCAAGUGCAUCUGCUCUAAACACUAGCUGUAAUAAAGCAACUGAGCAUUCAAAGAACUGUGAAAUGGGUCUUGUUAAAGUAACUCCUGGCAAGAAAACUGGUUUGCGUCGAACAUCUAGUAUAACACAGACAACCUGCAAGCAUAGGAAUGGAAAGUCAUACCAAUAUAAUAAAUUGCCUUCUGGACAUCGAUUAGGAAUAUCGCAUGGUAACUGUGCUGCUAGAAAAUGUCACAGCUCACCACCUUCAAGACACCAUACACGCAAUCAGAUUGCUUUUCCGUGUUAUGUAGACAAUGGGGAUCCAGAAUUAACUUCAACUACAACAGGUCUUGAUAUGGAAAGUCUGUUAGAUGAUGCUGAUGACUUUAGCAGUGACCUAAGUGCUACAGCUAGUACUAUGGAACCUAGUGAAGUUUCCAUGAUCAGGAAGCAACUUGAAGGUCUAGAGACAAUGUAUUCAGAGAUACUUCGUUUACUGGGUGUCAAAAAUUCUUGCAAGGCUAAUGUAUUUGGUGGAAGUGUAUUAGAUGUGUCACGUCAUUCUCGACGACGAACUAAUGACAGCUUGUCAUCUUUAAAUGCUCGUAGUUCUGUGAGUAGAGGAAAUCAUAGUUUUGCUGAUAAAAGAGGCUUCUCUGAAAAAAGAAGAAGUAAAGAGUGCCGAAGCAGCUCAGCAAGCAAAAGACUGCAACGGUUAGAAAGCCAUGUUGUAACCUUAGCACGUAGUGUAGCACAUUUAUCAUCUGAAAUGAGAACUCAGCAUGUACUUGUUCAAGAAUUAGAAAAUAUGCGACAGGAUGUGACGUGGGUUCAGGAACGAUUACGGCUUAUGCAGCUGGCCCAAGGUUGCCAGUCAGGCAGUACUGGUGGAAAGAGUCAUCAAUUACCUUUGCCAAAAGAUUGGGAUAAUUUCCGGAGAGAAGUUCUCGAGUUACUAAAUCCAUGCAGAGCAAAGAAACUUACGAAGUUUUUUGGAGAUGAGCCACCACUUAUCAGGCAAUUUUUGAAACGCCUUGGAUAUGAAAAAUAUGCUGCUAACUUUGAAACUGAAAAGAUAGGAAUAAAAGAAUUGCCUUACUUAACUGAAGAGAGACUUCAGAAGAUGGGUAUUCCUAUGGGACCUCGUAUGAGGAUUCUUCAAGAAGCUCAUGCUUGUUGUCAUCAGAGUCAAUAUAAAGUUUAUAUUGUAUGAUAAAGUUCUGCAUUUCAGAAGUUGUCUGAACUUUCCUUUCAGAAAAGUUCAAGUUCAGCCUUUGAAAUGCAUAUAAUAAAGAAACUGAUAAUUUGUUCAAGAGAUUUAAUGAACUUUGUAAACUUUCAGUGGGUUGUAUAGCAAAAGAGUCUUUGUACAUGUUAUUUUUACUGAAAUGGUGUGUGCUAUUUUCAUCUGUACUUUUUGUGUUUUUGUAAGUUGUGUGAUUAUUGUUCUCUCAAAAAGAAAACAUUCAUUGUAUAAAACAUCUUAACAGGCUAAGUUUGUAAUUUUUAGAAUUUAAAGUCAUUAAAAUGUAUAGUGAAACAUA